This is a messenger RNA of Hevea brasiliensis (rubber tree), 710 nucleotides long. RefSeq lists its product as uncharacterized. The transcript has a single exon. Lineage: Eukaryota; Viridiplantae; Streptophyta; Magnoliopsida; Malpighiales; Euphorbiaceae. The coding region runs from base 1 to 546 and encodes 181 amino acids. The record is from RefSeq and is a predicted model, not a curated record.
AUGAAUGCUCUUGUUUGUUCACACAGAUCACCACUCUACCUCGCAAAACCUUCUCCAUGGAACUCAAAAGCCCCUUCUCUCCUCCCCACAAGCUUGCAAAACCCAAACAGUAAUCCAUCAAGAACAUGUCAACUGCAGGCAAAUGCCAAAGGCUUCGGCGCCAGCAGCAAACCACCUGCCACAGAAGACAGGACCACCCACAACAACAUUAAACAGAACAGCAAUAGUGACGAAGAUGAAGAAAUACCAAACGAGGUUUUUAAUAGGAUCAUAAAGAGAAUCUUGGUCUCUGUGGGUGCACCUAUGGCCCUUGGCUUGGCAUUCUUGAUGUUUUUUGGAGCGGCGAAAGAGCAAGGUAUCUGGGAUGUGCCUUUAUGGAUACCAUUUACGACAACUUUCUUGACUUUUGGGACAUCUGCGCUUGGGAUUGCUUAUGGGGCUUUAUCUACAAGUUUGGAUCCUAACAAGAGGGGUUCGUUACUCGGGCUUGAAGAGGCCCAGCAGAAUUGGGUUGAGAUGUGGAAAGAAGAAGAUGAGAGCAAGUAGUGAGGAGGGCAAUCAAUGAUUUCCACGUAUCUCAAUGGUGGGUUUUUUUUUUGUAAAUUUUUAAUCCUGUUAUCUAGUAUUAUGACGGGUCAACUUUUUUAUUUAAUAAUUAUUAAAUUUUAGAUAUGCAUCACACCUAAUACCGAUUUAAAGUUUGUUGUUCA